Nymphalis io (European peacock) is the source of this 1581-nucleotide messenger RNA. RefSeq names its product death-associated protein 1 (gene Drp). The transcript has 2 exons. The record is from RefSeq and is a predicted model, not a curated record. Bases 168 to 473 code for a protein of 101 amino acids. Gene Ontology annotation, biological process: cellular response to amino acid starvation; apoptotic signaling pathway; negative regulation of autophagy. Lineage: Eukaryota; Metazoa; Arthropoda; Insecta; Lepidoptera; Nymphalidae. Gene Ontology annotation, molecular function: death domain binding.
AUGAUGCAAGAUUCAAGACGCGAUUUUUUUUAUAAUCUACAUUUACUUUGCCUGUGUCACUGUCGCGUACUUACACGUUGUCAUUUUAUGAUUAUUUUUACGCAAAUCUUAUCAGAAUUUAUAUCUUCCAAAAUUUUAUUUUAUACUUUAAUUAUAACUUACCAAUCAUGUCGUCCCCCGAUGAGAGUUCUCAACUAAAAGCAGGCCAUCCCCCUGCAGUCAAAGCUGGUGGAAUGAGAAUUACCCAGCACAAGAUUCCACACACAAAAGAUGGCAAGGAAUUACCAAAUGAAGACUUAACUGGACUCUCAGGACCAUCUCCUGUACCGACCAAUCCAAUUUCAAUUGCUGGGGCUCCGAACAGAGGUAACGCUGACUUCACGCCUCAAGCAGCAAAGGUUGCUCAUAGUCCUAAGCCUCCAGCGAUUAUCAACAUUAAGCCCAACCCAAAUAUCCAACAACCUAGGAAGUAGACUGAUAAAUAAGGUUGUGAAAGUCAUAUCAACAACAUUGGCUUAAGUUGGGUGUUUCAUACAUGAUUAUUUAUUAAAAUGAACUGCAUUGUCAAUAUUAAGAGUAAAAUAUUUUUAGAAGAAUUCAGAUGACAUUCAAUGUUAAUUUAUUUAAAAAAAUAAAAAUUAUUAAACCUUUUUAUUUAAACCAAUGAACAGAAUAAUAUAACUAAAAAAACUAGUGUUAUUCUGUGUUUUUAUAAAAGUACUGCCAUUUAAAAAAAUAUUCAGCAAUUUAAACAAACAUUUACACUUGUAUAAAUAAUACAUUUUAAAACACCUAGCCUAAAGUUUGUUUUAAGCCUAGUGAUUAGUUUGAUAUAUAAAGAAAUGUCUUUAUUAAACAAAAAAAAAAUACUUAAAAUGUAUUUAUAACUAGAAAGUCAAUAAUUUUUUAUUGUAAAUUGUAAAAUAAAGGUUAUCUUAGUAUAACAAUCUAAUAAUGGGCCUGACCUUAGAAAAAAGAAAAAUUGAUAUUAAAUUUCUUUGUUUGUUUGUUCAUUUUCCUUUACAGCAUUUUAAGAUGUUUGUUAAUAUAUCUAUCUAUAAUUUAUAUUCAUAUUAAAAAUACCUUCCUAUUUCAUUUUAAAACGAUUAUGUUUCAGAAUAUAAAGUUUAUUAAUAAGAAAAAUGUUAUAAGCAGCAACUUAGUGAUAAGUUCAAAAUAAAAAGAUAUAUAUUACUUAUAAGAAGUUAAAACAUAAUCCUAUAUUUAGUCAAAUCUUUGUUAUCUUACAAAAUGACAUUCCUCAGACAUUUUAUGUAAAGAAAAUGUACUUACUUUUUAUUUUUUUCGCUUUAUAAUUAAAAAUUUAUAUAUAAAUUAAAAAAAAAACUAUUAUAUUAGGAUUAAAAAAUUGGGUGCUAACAUGUUUUCAUUGGUUGCAUUAUUUUAACAUUCCUAAUUAAUUUCUAGAUUUCCUGAAUUAUUUUUGUUACAUAAUGAUCUUUUAUAAUUUCUAAAGAAUUGAUGGUUAAAAUGUUUUAUCAUUUGAGACAAUGUUGACCAUUUUUUUAUAAUUAUUUUUUUAUUAUUUCUUUCCUAAGUUUUAAAUAAAAUUAUCAAAAU